GCUAUAGUGCCCUUAAUGCGCCAGUGAGUCAUUGCCGGGAAUUGCCUAUAAUGGCGACUCGGGAAUUUCUGAAUAUAAUGCCUGAAUAGUGCCCAGCGUCAAAUAACGUGCUGACCACGCAAAACGUAUAUCAGGCCAUGCAAUGCCGACACUGCUACAUACACUCAGCAAACCUCGUGUUGUAUGACCACUGGGUAAUACUUUGCUUGAGCUGCCAGAUUAAUACAAACGCGACAGAUGAUUUCUUCAGUCACGGGUUUAUUGCCAAUCCCAUUGGCCCAUACCAAAAUUUUCCGAGUCAGGCGAUCAUCGAUAAUGUUACACCAGGUGUUGUGCCUGUACAAUUGGCUUCCCCUGUAGGCUUGUCUCCACCCAGCAAUUUCACGGAGCAUCAAUCAUGGGACAACUUUGUCACGAGUCACAUCGCUUCCCCAACGGUCAACACACAAAUGGCAUCAUUUGUUGAAGCCUACCUUGUCCGUCUUCAGGCAGUACACGGUCGACAGCUGACCGUUAGCGAGGCAAUCUCGAUUAUCAGGUAUUACCUGCAGGUAGCCCACCCUUCCUUGCAUCACGAUGCACACUUCAGACACUUCGCAUCUCCGUUGAUGCCACUUGUCGCUCCUGUCGAAGUUUCUCCCAUGUCUUCCGAUGUUGUGGACAUGGGUCCAGGAACCGGCGCAGGUAUUUCCUUGGAAGGAUCGGCUGUGUCUGAAACCGAAAGCACUUUUGGGAUUUACGACAUGGAUUCUCUUCGUCGUAUCUUUGUAGAAGAAGGCCGGUUCAAGGUAGAGUGCUUGUGGCCCAAGUGCGGGAGAAUAGUGAUGAAAGACAAUCACCCCCGGCAUGUACGGGAAUGUCAUCUGCGUGCCAGGAGAGGAGCUGUGCGCACAAAUGAGCUGCCUGGCGGCUGAUGCAAGGAGCUUUUCUGACGGAUUGUAUUUCUUUUUAAUCGAUUGGGAAGAUGUUUUGUAUCGUAUAGAACGUAGCAUCAUAUCAUAAAAGUCUUAAUAUGCG
Messenger RNA from Suillus discolor, 1017 nucleotides. RefSeq lists its product as uncharacterized. Bases 138 to 914 code for a protein of 258 amino acids. The record is from RefSeq and is a predicted model, not a curated record. The transcript has 4 exons. Lineage: Eukaryota; Fungi; Basidiomycota; Agaricomycetes; Boletales; Suillaceae.